Callithrix jacchus (white-tufted-ear marmoset) is the source of this 1907-nucleotide messenger RNA. It is a transcript of the gene PLA1A, whose product is annotated as phospholipase A1 member A. Lineage: Eukaryota; Metazoa; Chordata; Mammalia; Primates; Cebidae. The record is from RefSeq and is a predicted model, not a curated record. Gene Ontology annotation, biological process: lipid catabolic process. Gene Ontology annotation, molecular function: glycerophospholipid phospholipase A1 activity.
GUCAUGAAGCUAGUUAAUGAUUAGUGAAACCCACGUGGGUGUUUCCUGAGAGGCUGGGUUAUGUGAUCUCUUUGGCUUUAGGGAAUUACUCCAUACCAGCUCUGAGAUCUCCAGCUCAGCGAUGCCCCCAGGUCCCUGGAAGAGCUGCUUUUGGGUUGGGGGCCUCCUUUUGUGGCUCAGCAUUGGAAGUUCAGGGGAUGCACCUCCUACCCCACAGACAAAGUGUGCUGACUUCCAGAAUGCCAACCUUUUUGAAGGCACCGUCCUCAAAGUCCAGUUUCUCCUGUUUGUCCCUUCGAAUCCUAGCUGUGGGAAGCUAGUGGAAGGAAGCAGUGACCUCCAAAACUCUGGGUUCAAUGCCACUCUGGGAACCAAACUAAUUAUCCAUGGAUUCAGGGUCUUAGGAACAAAGCCUUCCUGGAUUGAUAAAUUCAUUAGAACCCUUCUGCGUGCAGCGAAUGCUAAUGUGAUUGCCGUGGACUGGAUUUAUGGAUCUACAGGGAUCUACUUCUCAGCUGUGAAAAAUGUGUUUAACUUGAGCCUCGAGAUCUCCCUUUUCCUUGAUAAACUCCUGGUGCUGGGUGUGUCGAAAUCCUCAAUCCACAUCAUUGGUGUUAGCCUGGGGGCCCACGUUGGUGGCAAAGUGGGACAGCUCUUCAGAGGCCAGCUGGGACAGAUCACAGGUCUGGACCCCGCUGGACCUGAGUACACCAGGGCCAGUGUGGAGGAGCGCUUGGAUGCCGGAGACGCCCUCUUCGUGGAAGCCAUCCACACAGACACUGACAAGUUGGGUAUUCAGAUUCCUGUUGGACACGUGGACUACUUCGUCAAUGGAGGCCAAGACCAACCUGGCUGUCCUACCUUCCUUCACGCAGGUUAUCACUAUCUACUCUGUGAUCACAUGAGGGCUGUGGACCUCUACAUCAGCGUCCUGGAGAAUUCCUGUCCACUGAUGGCCUUUCCCUGUGCCAGCUACAAGGCCUUCCUUGCCGGGCACUGUCUGGAUUGCUUUAACCCUUUUCUGCUUUCCUGCCCAAGGAUAGGACUGGUGAUACAAGGUGGUGUCAAGAUAGAGCCGCUUCCCAAGGAAGUGAAAGUCUACCUCCUAACCACUUCUAGUGCUCCGUACUGCAGAGCAAGUUUUUUAACCUCUCGGAACUCAAUAUCCUCAUGUGGAAAUGGGAACCAUAACCACCUACUUCAAAGAAUCAACUCGCAUCACAGCCUGGUGGAGUUUCAUAUGAAGGAACUGAGAAACAAGGACACCAACAUCAAGGUUACCCUCCUUAGCAGUAACAUCACCUCCUCGGUUAUGAUCACCAUCCCUAAGCAGCAGUGGCAGGGGAAAGGAAUCAUAGCCCAUGCCACCCCACAGUGCCAGAUAAACCAGGUGAAAUUCAAGUUGCGGUCUUCCAGUCGAGUUUGGAAAAAAGACUCGACUACCAUUGUUGGGAAUUUCUGCACCGCUCUUUUGCCUGUCCAUGACAGUAAAAACACGGUCUGCUUACCUGAACCAGUGAACUUACAAGCAAGUGUGACUGUUUCUCAUAAUCUGAAGAUAGCCUGUGUAUAGUUUAAUGUGGGCAAGACACAUGUCCCUGCAUUUUUUCUCUGAGGGAGCUGUGCUGAGGGACGUGUGCGUGCAGCUUAUUGUAGACCAUUACUACUAAGGAGAAGGACAAAGCUCUUUCUUAUUUUCCCCAUAAUUAGCUAUCCUGGAGGGGAGGAAGAACUCAUUGACAGAACUUGUUUCCAUUGCUGAUCUUCUGUGCAUACCCAUUUGAGUGUUCCUAUGCACACUUAACUGCAGUUGCUUCAUCUCCCUGGGCAUCUGUACUUAGGACUCAAUAGAAACAUUUAUAGAAUAAAGAAUUUUUAAAAAAUAAAACUUCAUGGAGUACCUGAAA